UAUUUUAAUAAUACUUUAGCUUUAUUACAUAAAACUUUGGAGAUACUGUUUAACAUUCAGAUAGUAAAAUGCAUUUCUAUUUUUGUGUUUUUAUUUUAAAAGUAAAAAUGGCUGCUCUGACCAACAUGAUUGAAAACCCCACUGUACAAUUGUCUACUUUAUAACUUUUCUCAACUUUCUUAAAUCUCAUGGGGAUAGUACUGUAAAAUCAACACAAACUAAUUAAUAAAUUUAAAAUUCCAGAUGUGGUUUCAUUGAUCUUAUGCUGUAGUAUCUAGUCAGUGAAAUACCUUUUAUAAAUACUGUUAUUUAAUAAACACUUUUGAAAAUGAAAAUUUUCACAGAUUCUAAUUAGGUAGAUUUAUCUUAGUAGAUUAGGGGGGCAGUAUUUUCAAUUUGUGAUCCUUCAGUAGCUCAAUAUUACUUUCACUCUCCUUUUUAGCAGAAAUUAUAGUCAGAGAUGAGCAUUUGAAUUUGCAGCUGACAGUUUAGGGUUAAGAUAUGAUUCCAGGUAACAGAAGCCAAUGAGAGUACACCCAGUUGAUGUUUGUGACAUCAUCUUCCAGUCGGAGUACAUAGAACAGCUGAGGUAGCGUUCAGUUUCAGCCCCAGUGCCAUCAUGAUGGAUGUUUACAUCUCUUCAUUGAGAGCCAAUUAUCUCGCUUUUGUGUGAGGCCCAAGGAUCACUCAUGCUGCCAGGCUGCACAGAGCACUGUUGGAUCUAGCUGAACGAAUUGUUUUCUCUGUCUAUGAAAUAGAACAAGAUAAUGAAGAAUUGCUGGACCAAAAUUGAGUGAAAACUGAACCAAUGAUGCUACCGUGAGGAGUGUUAUUAACUCAGUCGCUUGUGGAAGGAUCAGCAGUGCUACUGAAUGCAGUAUUUGAGGAGCAAAUCUGUAUUAUCUCAGCUUUGACUUGAAUCACUCUAUUUGUAGGUUUUAUUGUAUUGCAAGUAGUCCAUCAUGAUGUGAUCAAAUGGACAACUAUAAAAUUCCCAUCAAGAAUGAUAUGAAGAGAAAAGAAUACAUGAUUUAAGAUUCAUAUGAGGGAAGAUUUUUAGGAAAGGGUGCCAAUGGUUUCUGUGCAGGACAGAUUAUGACAUCAUCUUUCUUAAGACUGUCGUCUGGAACACUGGCUCAAGAGUUGAAACCAUCAAUGGAUUCCCCAUCAAUCAGCCAGAAGUGAAGACAGAGGCUCCAAAGAGGAGAAUGUUUAAAUUUCAUCAAAUGAAACAUAUUUUUGAAAUACUGGAUAAAAUGAGAUGCCUGCGAAAACGUUCUACAGUGUCAUUCUUGGGAGUUCUUGUCAUUUUUCUCCUGUUUAUGAACUUGUACAUCGAAGAUAGCUAUGUUCUGGAGGGACACAAACAACUCAUAAGGGAAACAUCCACACAUCAACUGAAUUCAGAACGCUAUGUUCACACUUUCAAGGAUUUAUCUAAUUUCUCAGGAGCCAUAAAUGUCACCUAUCGCUACCUAGCUGCCACGCCUUUACAAAGAAAGCGGUAUCUUACAAUUGGACUUUCAUCAGUAAAACGAAAAAAAGGAAACUAUUUACUUGAGACAAUCAAGUCUAUUUUUGAGCAAUCCAGCUAUGAAGAACUGAAGGAAAUUUCAGUGGUGGUUCAUCUGGCAGACUUUAAUUCAUCCUGGCGUGAUGUCAUGGUCCAGGAUAUUACACAGAAAUUCGCCCACCAUAUUAUUGCGGGAAGAUUAAUGGUUAUACAUGCUCCAGAGGAAUAUUAUCCAAUCCUGGAUGGCCUUAAAAGAAAUUACAAUGACCCAGAAGACAGAGUCAAAUUUCGUUCCAAGCAAAAUGUAGAUUAUGCUUUUCUGCUUAAUUUUUGUGCUAAUACUUCAGACUACUAUGUAAUGCUUGAAGAUGAUGUCCGAUGUUCAAAAAAUUUCUUAACUGCCAUCAAGAAAGUAAUUACAUCCUUAGAAGGAACUUAUUGGGUAACUCUUGAGUUCUCUAAGCUUGGAUACAUUGGUAAACUCUAUCAUUCUCGUGACCUCCCACGUUUGGCACAUUUUUUAUUAAUGUUUUAUCAAGAAAUGCCUUGUGAUUGGCUAUUGACUCAUUUCCGAGGUCUCUUGGCUCAGAAAAAUGUGAUCCGUUUUAAACCAUCUCUAUUUCAGCACAUGGGUUAUUAUUCAUCAUAUAAAGGAACUGAAAAUAAGCUAAAAGAUGACGAUUUUGAAGAGGAAUCAUUUGAUAUCCCUGAUAAUCCUCCUGCAAGUCUAUAUACCAACAUGAAUGUAUUUGAAAAUUACGAAGCAAGCAAAGCUUACAGUAGUGUUGAUGAGUACUUUUGGGGGAAACCACCUUCAACAGGAGAUGUCUUUAUGAUUGUAUUUGAAAAUCCAAUUAUAAUCAAAAAAAUUAAAGUGAAUACUGGAACAGAAGAUCGGCAAAAUGACAUUUUGCAUCAUGGAGUCCUAGAUGUUGGGAAAAAUGUUAUACUUAUCAAACAAAGGAGACAAUGUACUACUUACUUAAGACUAGGGGAAUUCAAAAAUGGAAACUUUGAAAUUUCAGGUGUAAAUCAAAAAAUUCCAUUUGAUAUACGUUGUAUGAGGAUAUAUGUUACCAAGUCACAAAAGGAAUGGCUAAUUAUUAGGAGUAUUAGCAUUUGGACUUCCUAGCCAGUAAAAUCAAUAUGUUCAGUUACUGAAGCAGUUCUUCCUGUUUCUUCUUAUGCUACCUUUGUUUUUUGGAGGGAAAACAAUGGAUGAGAUGUGUUGAAAAAAACAAUCAUCUUGGCAGUUUUGAUUUACACAUUAUCAACACAUUUUGCUCUAAUACACACUUGUAUUUGUUUUAACUUCUGAAGUUGAAUAUCAGUCGAUAGUUAAUCCUAUUUUAAUUUAUAUUUUUUAAUGUUCUUUCAUAAUUUCAACUGAUUGUCAAAAGGGUGAUAUGAAAGAUUUAAAAUGAAAAAGAAAACUUUGUUGGAUGAUGAUUCCUGAAAAAUAGUUGCCGACUGUAUAUACUUCAAGAAUUCAUAAUCCAUUAUAUCAUCAGAUAGCUUUUAUUGAGCAUCUGUGUGAACAUGCAGUUGGUUAGAAUGAUAAUCUGGUUUAUUUUUCUUGUAAACUUAGAUUUCCUUUGACUUCUGUACAUCUACAGUGAAUACCUCCUUAUAGAAGUGGUGUCUUUACAUCGGAAAUUUUUGUGUAGGUGGGGCUAUGGAAAAAGAAAAAAAAGACUUAAAAAUAUCUCACAAUUAUUUUAUUAAAGGAGACAUUGUUCAUUGUUUAAAAACAUCUAAUUGAGUACCUAUUGUUAAUAAAUUUUCUGUGGGAAGCAGUCUUUUUCUAGUUUCCCUUUUACAAAAAAAAAAAAGAAUAGUUUAGCUCAAUAUUUUUAGGUUACAUUGGAUGCCUGAAUUUAAUAGAAGAAAUUAAAGAAGACCUAAAAUAGCUCAUUCUUACAGACAUUUUAAUUAUAUGCAGAAAAUUUUGAAAUUGAUUUUAUAUGCUUUGUAUUAAAAUUCAUAUGAUUGAAAUUAUUGUGAUUUAUCAUAUACUUUUUUUGGAGUUUAAAUGGAUAUAUUAUAAGGGAGAAAAGUAAGGACCUUAGGAAUUAGUUGACUUUUCUAAAACCAAUGAGGUAUUUCCUAGCAAAGCCAGAAUGAGAGAUCUUAUAUUCUAAUAAUCAGACAAUGCUCUUUUCCUCAUAUGAAGAUUUCUUCUCACAUAAUUUAUGCUUUCUGUUUUCUGUUUGCUACAUAAGUCUUAGAUAAUAAGUUACGCUAUCUGGAAAUAGUUGUUAUAAUUCUUCCAUAUUAUCCUAAAUGGUGUCCUAAAUGAUGCUUUUGUGGUAUAUACAUCCAGAUAGUGAGAAAACUUGACUAAACUUUUACUAAUAGGGACUGUACAAUUGUGUCUCUACCAUGUAUCCAUUAAAGCAAUUCAGGACACCUUAAUGUACCCUAAAGACAUGUUUUUUUAGAAUUUCCUGAGCUCAUCUCAUCCUUUUUAUUUUUUAAUAAACAGGUAAAAAUGAAGGGGUUUAUUAUGAAGAAAAAUGGAGGGUGCUUCAUAUAUGUUUAUGGAGAAACUCAAAUACAUGUUUAUAUAGAUGAAUGUGUGUGUAUGUUUGUACAAACACUAGACUUUGUAUAGUAAGAAGGAAUAAGGAAAUCUUUCUGUUCUUCCCUUCUAUCCUGAAGCACAGUCCUUAGGACUCACUGGUAUGCUAUGGUCCAAACAAGGUUAGGAUCUUUUUAUUUUAUUCAUUCUCUCCAAAUAAAUCAAAUAGGUAACUCAGAUAAAAAAAAAAAUUGAAAUUUUUGUUCUUUUAUUUAUACAAUAGCUAUUGUGCAUUUUCUUUACAUCUAGUUAUUCUUAAUAUAAUGUUACAUAGAGAAAACUUAAGUCUUUUAUAGAGGACUAAAUAUUAAUAUUUUGUGACACAUCUAAGUCUUAAAGUCAUAAGAAAAUGUCAACACUGCCUCUAAACUAUUACCUUGAUUUGGAGAAUAUUUGCAAGGCACUUAAAAUAUUCUACUUUCUUGAUUUUCACAUCCCCUUUUAUCAACUGGCUAGUUGUAUUCUACAUAUAUCUCAAAAGUUACAAAUAAUGUUUAUUCUAUACUCUUAAUAAAAAGUACAAAACUGUAUGCCAAAGACAUAUAAUAUCAAGACAUAAGCAGACUCCAUGAAAGUAGUUAUCACUUUUUACAUAUUCUUCUGGAAGUAUGUUUACAAAGAUUAGCUAUUGGCAUAUAUCAACUUCUUGAAAAUGCAACAAAGUUUGCUGAGGUUAGUAGUGAAUUUGGAUGUUUGUCAGAGAAUUACAAACAUAAAUGUGACCUAUAGAGGUCAUUUCACAUUUCAUCUUAAGAUCCUCUCAUUACUAAAAUUGGGAUUGGAUAAGUUGGUCAAUCAUCUAAGGAUGUCUCUGUGUUUUCUUUACAGGUUGACCUUGGGUCAACUUUCUAAGGAAAAAAACCUUGACAAAGAAGGAUUCUCCAUUAGGAGUCAGGAAGGACAAAUAACCAUUCUCUUUCCAAAAAAAAAAAAAAAA
This is a messenger RNA of Microcebus murinus (gray mouse lemur), 5031 nucleotides long. NCBI's taxonomy places the organism in Eukaryota, Metazoa, Chordata, Mammalia, Primates, Cheirogaleidae. The record is from RefSeq and is a predicted model, not a curated record.